Molecule: messenger RNA, 4577 nt
Organism: Menidia menidia (Atlantic silverside)
Lineage: Eukaryota; Metazoa; Chordata; Actinopteri; Atheriniformes; Atherinopsidae
Source: the annotation of a GenBank genome assembly
AAAGAUUCUAUAACUGCUGUCCUCCCUCAAAAAAAUCAUUGACUGAUUUACCUUGUUACUCACCACAUCACUCUUUGAGCUGAUCGAACAACUAACAAGACGCCUUACUCGACCCACCCGUCGCAGUGGUGAUGACGUUAUACUUAUGUGUGGAUAUCACAAUGGAUUUAUUAUCACAGUCUCUCAGGCCCUGUUUGUCAGGCAAGUGACCAAAGCCAGAGAGAGUCAACCCAUUAGGCCACAUGAGCCUCUGUUAUCUUGCUCUGUCACCUGUUUCACGGUGCUCGUGUGCAAAUAACUAAAAGCAGAUGCCGCGAGAAAGCUGAAGAUCAAUGUGGAGAUGAGAGGAUGAAGACAGGCAUCGAACUCCAUCGACAAGAUGAGGACACUGGGUGGACCUGGGCUGCUGAUAUUUCUGUGGCAGAGUUUCUGGGCUUUGGACAUUCCUUUGGAAGACAACCCCCAACUAUCACGAAGCAGUCAAUGAUGGACCACAUUGUGGACCCCAAAGAAACAAUGGUCAUAGAGUGUGAAGCCAAAGGCAACCCUCAACCUAUUUUCUCCUGGAGGCGUAAUGGGAAGUAUUUCAAUGUGGCACGUGACUCCCAGGUCUCCAUGCGCAGGCGCUCAGGGACACUAGAUAUCUAUGCACGGAACAAUCCAGAACAGUACGAAGCUGAGUAUCAGUGCAUUGCCUCCAAUGAGUAUGGAUCUGCGUAUACCCACAAGAUCAGACUACAACUAUACAGAGCUCCAGUGUGGCCCCGAGAGAUUCUGGAGCCCGUGGUGGUCAGUGCUGGAAUGGCCCUGGUUCUGUCCUGUGACCCUCCGCCAGGCCCACCUAAACCUGAAACCUACUGGAUGUCCAGCUGCUCCUAUGCGAGACCUUUCAACUGGCCUAUUCAGACGGCCUUCCCCACCAUGCAGCCUGUGCGGCAGGACCGCAGGGUUUCGAUGGGCAUUGAUGGAGACCUGUACUUCUCUAAUGUGUGGUUUAAUGACUCUGCCACUGAUUACUGCUGUAAUGCUCGUUUCCCUUACAAGAAUGCCAUCCAGCAGAAAAUGCCCGUGGUUGUUAAGGUGCUUACAACUCAUGCAGUGGCUGAGGCUGCCCCCACCUGGCUGUCUCCCAAAGGCUCCUCCAGCUCCAAACUGGUCCUGCAAGGCGAGGAGCUCCUGCUUGAGUGUAUAGCUGCAGGACUGCCAACUCCUCGUGUUUCCUGGACAAAGGACGGCGAUUACCUUGAAGGCACAUCACGUGUGAAAGUAAAGAACUUCAACAAGAUGAUUCAAAUCGCAAAGGCAACUUUUGAAGAUGCCGGAGAAUACGUCUGCACUGCUAACAACAGGAUAGGCUACAUCGAGCACACAAUAACCGUCAGGGUCAAAGCGGCUCCUUUCUGGCUGGAAAAGCCCAGAGAUUUGAUUUUGGCCCCUGAGGAAAACGGCCGGUUGGUGUGUCGCUCUGAUGGAGCCCCACGUCCCACUAUCAGCUGGUUCAUCAACGGGGAACCAAUUGAGAACGCUACGCCGCAGGAAAACAGACAGGUAUCUGGAGAAACAAUAACCCUCCGCAGUGUGACGGCUGCCAACAAUGCUGUCUAUCAGUGCAAUGCCUCCAAUCAGUAUGGGUACCUACUGGCCAACGCAUUUGUCAAUGUUCUGCAUGCAACUCCACGCAUUAUCGGGCCCAGGAAUGAACUUUUGAAGGUGAUAGAGGGGCAUCGUGCCUUUUUAGACUGCCGCUACUUUGGUUCUCCUGUGCCGGAAUUGAGAUGGUCCAAAUAUGGACAAGGGACUCUGGAAGGGGGCCGUUUCAAGACCCACAGCAACGGGACCUUGGAGAUCAAACGCAUACAAAUGGAGGACCAGGGAACUUACCUGUGUGUGAUCAGCAACAUCGCCGGAAGAGAUGAGGAUCAAGUCCGUGUAGAGGUCAAAGAGCCAAUUAUAAUUGUCACAAGGCCGCAAAGUAUGAAAGUCAUACGUGGUAGCGAUGUACGACUGGAGUGUGGAGUAAAAGCUGAUGUCACCACUCCGGUCACAACAACAUGGAUGAAAAACAAAAAUCAAAUCAGCCUUGGCUGGAGAAUGUCUCUGGAUGAGUCGAAUCUAGUAAUUACUAACAUAAACAGAGGUGACGAGGGCAAUUAUACAUGCAUCAUCAAGAGUGAGCUGGACCAGAAGUCUGCCUCUGCACACCUAACAGUGAUGGACCGUCCGAAUCCCCCCACUGACUUGGAGCUUUCAGAUCCAUAUGAGCGUAGCGUGCGACUCAGUUGGGUUCCUGGAGACAGUAACCACAGUCCCAUAACGGAGUAUCUAGUGCAGUACGAUGAUGACGACUGGCUGCCUGGAAAAUGGAGAAAUCUCUCAGCGUAUCCAGGGAACCUCAACUCGGUCAUUUUGCACCUCACGCCUUUCACCUACUAUGAAUUCAGGGUCAUCGCAAUAAAUGAAAUUGGACCAAGUCGUCCAAGUCGUCCAUCAACCCGCUUUCAGACCAGCGGUGCACCCCCAGAUGUCAUCCCAAAGAAUGUGAAAGGAGUAGGUACAUGGAGAAAUAACAUGGAAAUCAGCUGGGAACCUCUGACCUAUAGGGAGUGGAACGGACCGCACCUGAAGUAUCUGGUGUGGUGGAGAAGGAGAAAUUCCAGAGAGGAGUGGAAGAACGCAACCACAAAGUGGCUGAAGUACUACAUCUACGACGCAGAUACCUUCACGCCCUAUGACAUCAAAGUCCAGGCUGUCAACGACUUCGGGCUGGGACCAGAGUCCCCAGUUGUUACUGGUUAUUCUGGUGAAGACCGUCCGAUAAUUGCGCCCCUGAACCUAAGAGUGUCCGACAUUGAAAGCACACAGGUUACUGUCCACUGGGACCCGGUGGCACGAGAAUCUAUCAUGGGAGAACUCAAAGAAUAUAAGGCCUACUAUUGGAGGGACAGCAGCCAGCUGAGGUGGCUGUGGGUCAACAGAGGCAUGAAGUCGAAAGCAUUUCCAAACGAUGAUCCAGAACCGUCCGGUGUCCUCAGUGGGCUCAUCCCGUACAGCAACUACAAGAUGUAUAUCCUUGUGGCAAAUAAUCGAUAUGAAGGGCCACCCAGCAAUAAUAUACACUUCUCAACACCUGAAGGAGUACCAUCUGCUCCCAAAUCCUUCAGGAUCCAACAGCGACAUCUGGACAGUAUUUAUGUCGACUGGGACGUGCCAGCAGAGCCCAACGGUAUCCUCACAGGGUACUCACUUAAGUACCAGACAGUGAAUGCCACCAGGGGAGAGGAGAUGAGAGUUGAGGAGUUCCCACCAAACGUAACAAGCUUCUCAAUCCGCCGAUAUGACCGCUACACACGCUACAGAUUCUCUGUGGCAGCACGAACUCGGCUCGGACUAGGGGAAUGGCAUACAGAGGAGUCACCCCAUUACACCACAGAAACGUAUGCUCAAGACCAGGUGGACAUCACCACUCAGGGUUGGUUCAUUGGGAUAAUGUGUGCUGUGGCUCUCAUCGUGCUCAUCCUUCUCAUAGUCUGCUUCAUCAAGAGGAGCCGGGGAGGCAAAUACCCAGUACGGGAGAAAAAGGACAUUUCACUGGAGCCGGUGGAUGAAAAAGAUCAGGAGGGGUCAUUUGAUUAUCGGAUAGCACGGGUUGCUACCCUGCCCUAUCCUCGGAGAGAGGAGGAGAGGGGCCUUCAAAGGGCCCAGCCAUCCGUGGAAGCAAUGAUGAAGCGAUUAGACAGUGAUGACAGUCUGGUGGAAUAUGGAGAAGGAGGGGAGAUCCCCUUCAAUGAGGAUGGCUCAUUCAUUGGCCAGUACACAGGGACCAGGAGAGAUGUCAGGGAAAUAGACUUUGGUGGAAGUCUUGAGCUUCACUCUCCGAUGAAUACCAUUUAUUCCCUGGCUUAAAGUUCAAAAUUCAAAUCCCUUUCCUUUUCCUUAUCUCAACUCUCUGACUCGAUACUUCGCCAUGCUUGCACUCUCCACAGUGAAUUAUGAACCUGGAGAAACCAAAAGCUCCUUGACUUGUUUCAGGUUGGGAUGAAGACUGUUGAAGAAACAGCUGCUAUGAUAGCCCUCCGUAUCCUUGAGGACUACUCAGCAUUCGUGCAUAUAGAGCGGAAAACACUAAAGUUGGAUCAUCUGAAAAGCUUAUCCAGCAAAAGAAGUGUCUUGUGUUUUGUACAUCCUAUGUCUAUGGAUUAUAUCUUCACAUUUGCAUAAUAUAAAAUUAUUCUGACAAUAGACAGACAUUGAAGAAGAUCCGUUUAUCAUGUUGAUAAGAGCAGUUGCCAGACCUACUUACAAGCUUUUUUUCCCUUCUAAUUCCAAUAAUCGUACAGAUGGUGCUUCAUUUUGACCACCUUCUGAACUGUAAAAAAUAUUAUCCAUGCCUGAAAAAUUCAAUGGAUUGUAUAUAAGUUCACCAUCAAGUUUCAAGAAAUUUAGCAUAGUGUUGUUUUUCUGAAGAAAUAAUAAUCCAAAUCAUUUAAGGGAAUCAGCAAACCCAUUUCAAAUAAGCUGUAAAAUCUUAUUUUAUUUUAUGAACCGGUCUCCGUUUUGCACUCACAUUUUGGAUCAUU